GUCAGAGUAUCUUACACACGGAUCAUAUCGAGAUCUUCCACUGUGCCCCACUUUGCCCCGCCACCUAAUUUCAUCCGUCGGCACUUGCCGUUUUUCUCCUGGUUUGAUUUUCCCUCCAAGAAGGGAGACCAUCGUUUUCCACCAGCAGCGAUUUCAUUCUGAAGCACCGGAUUUCGAGACCCACACCAAGCGGAAUUCUGAGAUACUCCUUUCAGCACCUUUAAUACCUUCACUCGGGUCAGCGACAUGGAGAAGGGUAUCGAUGAGCUGAUCGAGUGGCUUCUCGACGAGAUUGCCUUCUCGGGACUUGAAGGAUUUUCGGCUCUUCACCUGGUGAAAGCAGUUAAGGCUUUCUACAAUUGUAGCGUUGAUUCAAGCGAAGGUGACAGUGAUGAGACCCUUGCCAGUGUUCCUGACUGGAACACGGUGUUGCGACAGGAGGUUGAUGAACAGGACUUUCAACAUGCUUCGACAGUCUGGAAGUGGCUAGCGUCCAGGAAUGAUGUUUCUGUCGGACCUAAUAGGCAGUUCAACUGCUUGUCACUAGAGGAGGUGUUGGCAAUUCCAGAAAAGGAAGAUAAAGAAGUUGGAACUGCAGCGGUGACUUCGGAUCAGCCUCCUCCGACAACAGCCCACGGAGUUCAGUCACCAAAAUCAAGAAAAUCCAAGAAUUCUUCCAAUAUCAGGCCGAGUCUUUACCUUUCAGAAGAACGGCUAUGGAAUGCCCUUGCUGGCCACAGGCCUGAUCUGAAACGAAUCCCGCAAUUCGAAUGGAGGGCCCUGGUUGCUAUUGCGUCUGUCAAGGGAAAGGGGAUUCUGCAGGGAGACUUAGUCAGAUUGACUGGGCAGGACAAACGAUCUCUACCUACUCGGACCGAUGCUCUCGCCAAGAAGGGUUACAUCAUCAAGCAACCUGCCAUGCUUCGAGGAUGUCGAACUAGCAAGCUAUGGUUGGCCCGUUUUGCGGGAAAUGCAGAAGCAGAGUCCAGUCGCGAAGGACUUCCCAUCGACGAACUAGAUCUGUCUCCAGAGACAUUGACGAAGGAUGGCCUGAAGCCCGUUCCCUUCAGUCACUACUAUACGGGGGAGAAAGAGAAUGUCGACUACCUUGCCAUGGGUCAGGCUUUUGUUGCCGUGGCCAAGGCCUUUGGGAUCAUGAGAUACUGCGAUCUGCGCGUUAAAAUGGGUGUUGCCGAACUAAAUCCCCAGAUGCGAGCCCUCGCCAAUUCGUCGCGAUGGUUCGCCCAUAUCAAGGUGAUCAAGUUCACUGCAGGACAGUUUCCAGGAUCUGCUAAAGUCUUCCAAGACUGCAUCGAGUUCCUUCGCGAUCCCACAAGCGACGAAUGGAGAAGCUUUCGUACGACGCCCAAAACCCGCAUGUCAGUCCCGUCCACUCGUCGGGGAAAACAGGGGGCAUCACAAGUAGAGCCUACCAAUGCCCUGACGAGUAAAGUACCGAGAGGCUACACCAAACGAAAGCGAGAACUAGCUCUGCUGGCAACCCUUCCGGGCCCAGAGCUAAUCAAGUUCUCAGCUUGGACACCAUACAAGCCGAUACAGAACACUCUGUUUGACAUCAUUAAACGCAGCGGCAAGGAAGGCACAUCGAACGUUGAAGUCCAACUGUUCACGGCGGGCCACCCAUAUAGGAAGUGGGUGGCUGCUCUGAUGUCGGCAAUAUCUCGUCCUCAUCCCGCAAAUCCGCCAGCGUUCUCUGUGACUUCACAACUAACCCGCAUCGGCAAGACCAUGACCUACCAGUACUUUACUAGUGAUCUUGUCAAUAAUGCUGAUAACACACGAGUACAGGAAAUUACUGAAAAUAAUGAGACGGAGACCACCGAGAAACAAAGCGAAGUCUCAUCAGAACAGAAGACUAGUGAGAAUAAUCAGAUGGAGACAGUUGAGCAGGAAGGGGAAGUCUCGUCAGAGCAAAGUAACCUAAAUGGCAUUGUUACUUAUGGCUUUCAACGGCCAACUUCCACCAAAUUUCUCGCAAGCGGUGCAACCUCACUUGCACAAAUUGUGCAAGGCAAACAAUCAGGGAAGCCAAUACGGCGACUCGUCAAUACUGGACAUGCCCUUGGUCGAACAAGCACAGAAUAUUCUGGCCAAACGCCACGCCGUCGUGGUCGACCACGGAAGUCAGUUCAAGUCGAGGAACCCGCCGGUGACUCUCUCAUUACCGCAGAAGAUCUUCCUCAAUCCCUUGAUAACCAGCAGACCCCUGACACCCGAAGACGUCUUCGUCGGCCACACCAAGACUCUGUGGCUGACGAAUUUUCUCAGUUGGUUGAUGAAGAGUCUCGAUCUCUUAAUGAACAACCUUCUGCUGUGUCAAGGCUCCGUCGCGGGCGCCCGCGCAAGCAGUUUUUGAUUGAUGAGCCGUCGGAUUAUUCCGAAGAACCUAUGCAACCAUCAGAUGAACGACCAUCAACUACCACAACGCGCCGCCGUGGUCGACCACCCAAGAAGUCGUUGGUGGAUGAGCCAUCAGACUGUUUGGAUGAAGCCCCAAAACCUUCAGCUGACCAAACAUCAACUGCUGGGCCACGCAAACACAUUUUGGAUGAGGUGCUCAAUCCGGUGCAAGAACCACGUCCACGGGGCCGACCACCCAAGCGGACUAGAAUGGAAGAUACAGCCGCGGCAGAUACAGAAGAAUGGCAUCCACGCGGUAACAUCUCCCUCGCAAAGUAUUAUGAGUCGAAGAAAACAAAAGUGGCAAUCUCCAUUGGACCAGAAGAAUUGACCGUGGAGGAAAGCUGUCAAGCCUGGAGUCGAGGGCUGUCAGGCGUUUACUAUGGAUAUCCAAGUUCCAUUGGUCCCAAAUCUCGAGGGCGGCAAAAGGAAUCGCUUGUGAUGCAGUUUAGAUUUCCGGCUUUGAGAAACCCUGACUUCUUGGGCCGCAGUCCUGGCGACCCUGCAUCAAGUGCUAAUACGACUGCCCCUGAGGUAACUGCUUCAGUCAGUCCAGACACCAAUGGAGAAGAUACAUCCGCAACCCAGAUGGAUAACCUCAACACUGUCAGUGAGAACGGCUCGAAGGUUCCCGACGGGAAGGAAGUAGACGAAGAUGACGACGAACCAGAUGGUGGGACGUCUCGAGUCAAUAUCGGCAGACCAAAAAAUUGCGCGAAGCGUGGGCGCAAGACAGCAGCAAAUGGUGGCAAGCCAUUCAAAUGCGACAAGUGCGGUGGCACCUGGAAGAAUAUCAACGGUCUGGAGUACCACCAACAGAAAUCCAAGACUCCAUGCAAUCCUGACUAUGUUGCGCUCCCGCCAAAACCAGUCUGUCGACCAGGAGUUCAAACAAAGAGUACUAGAGAAUUGGAGUCAGAUGAAGCCACAGACACAGACGAACAUGGAACAGUGUCGCUAUCUGGAUCGAGUCGAAAUGCCAAAUCGAAGCAGAUGAAGGUAAAGGCGGAGAGGACUAGAGUCAAACGCAUGCAGACCGAGCUGCCAACCAGGCGGCCCAGUUUAGCCUUCGCGCCUAGUCCUUCGCCGACAGAACGCACAAGCAUACGCCCACCAUUCCGUAAUUCUGCUCUGCUUGGAAAUAUGACAGUUUUUGAGCCAAUCCGACUGGAUAAGGAACUUGGCCGUCCUCCAGCAGCCAAGCAUGGUACGCCGACGCCAAUAUUCCAGAGUUCCGAUGAGAGAUCACAAAGGCAGUCAAAUUCACCGCUGAAAAUGGCUUCUCUUCUGGAUACCCCACGAUCUAUACAGAAAGCAAUAGAUGGUACUAGUAUUGGGUCGUCAGCACAGAAACCGGUGAACGGAAUUGACAACAGGAAAUCAUCAGCAAAACAUUCAGUACAUGUAAAUGAUAACAGGGAGCCAUCAUCAGACAAAUUGACGAAGGUGACUGGUGGCAUGAAUACCUCGGCAAUUGAUGUGGACCAAGCAGAAUCUGGGCCAAAUACACUGUGCACUUCUGCACCACUGAAUCACGAUACUCCCUCUCCGUCAAAGGCCGCCAUUGUGCCGUCUUCUAACCAGUCCCAAGAACUACAAGGCGAAAUUGCUUCCCUUUCGGACCCCAACAAGAGCAAAUCGGGAGUUGCUCCAUUGCAACACGCCCGAUCGCUCAAGGGUACUUCAAAGACGCCCGCAGCACAGCGACGCGAACGAACAGCUGACAUCGUGCUGGAACUCAUGGAGAGAAAUAGUGGAGUAUUUCCAGGGGAUCGUUCUCUAUACCUUAUGAUUGCGUCCAUCUGGGCUCAGAAGUUUCACGAUAUAGGCCCGCCAGAUUGGAGGACACACCAGAAUAUCAUCAAGAAGUUGGCAGAGGCCCAGAUCAUCAAGCAGGAGUUCUUUGGUUUCUUUGACUCCAGUGGUAAAACCAAGUUUUUAUCAAUGAUCUACAAAGUCUACCCUGACGAUGUCGAGAGCAAUCAUACAGAAAUCAUCGAGGUGAGAAACCAAGUCAGGGACAAGAUCAAAGAACUUUACCCGGAACCCUACAUACCAGCAGGGUUUGAACUCUCACAUAAGGAAUCAGAGUUGUUCGAUGCUGUUGCAUUGAAGUACCGGGAAACAUCUCCACCUGCAGAUGGCAUAACACAGAACAAGGCACGAGAAGUCGCGGUGCUGAGGUAUAACGUCCCUAUGGACAAAUACGGCAGGUUGAAACGACCACUCGUAACCGAAGAUCAAGACGAAAACCACCUACCCAAACGGACGAAACGAGAAACUAUUGCGUCAAAUGACACAGCUACACCCACGACCAACAAGAAAGGAGAGCGGGCUCGGAAAUCCCAAAACAAGCUGCAGGAGUGUCACGAUGACAGCAAAAUGGCAAAGUUUAUCUGGAGUCGCAAGCAUGGCCAAUGGCAACAAUCCUUGUCCUGUCUUCAGAAUCCAAACACGGGCGCUUGGUCACAUGUACCGGGCAAGUUUGGCGCUGGUAAUAUUGACAACUUUAUCGCGUCGGUUAAGCAGGUUUUCGGAUGUAAACCCGUGAAACGCCGCAGGCGCAAGAGACAGAACACCAAGGACGUUGAAAGUGAACCGGCAAACGGUGACACCGUUGUCCCAGCUCAACACAAAGUGGGCAAAGCGUCCGUGUCUUGGAACCUUGACGAGUUAGUUCCUGAAGUUCAAAGGGCAAUGGACGCAUCGACGUCUGUCCAGAUCCUGGAACCUUCAACUGCAGCCACAUUUGUACCAUGCGACGUUUCCGAUAAUGACGAUGACGACGACUUCGAUACAGUACCUCAGCAGGCAGACCCCCCCGAAAACGAAGAUCCCACAAAUGACCAGGGUUAUCGCGUGAGGUUCACCCGUAUUCAGAAGAUAUCGGCCAUCGAGGAUGGACUGUGGCCCAUGAAAUAUCCCAAGCCCGUUUUCAGAGUCGACCAAGAUGGAAGUUACACCAUGGAUGGCCACUUCCCGAGUCUUCACUGGUUCUUGAGACAAAACCUGCCCCAAAGUGCUGAGGAAAUGGCGGAGAAGUCCAACCAAAAGCUCCAUGCCGGACGCUGGGCCGACAACCACUUCCGACGCUUUAUGCGCCAGGUCACAGGAAUUGAGACGUGGGAAUUGUCUGCGGAAGGGGUGUACCUUCAAUACCGUGGAACCAUCGCCCCGGACUACAUAUACAUAUCUCUUGGAGCUAAUUCCAGCAUGGUGAGCAUGCAACCCAUGGAGAUUGAGUGGCCAAGCGAUUUUCAGUACACGUCUGAUAUGUUACCGGCGGAUAUCAAAGAUGCUUCGUCAGAUGACGAUCGCAUUCCCUACGAACAUCGACCAGCAGAGAAGAAGCGGAAGACACGGCAUAUUACAACCUAUCCGAGAGCAGCUGUUUACACGACUCGUACGCUUAUGAAGAUACCCACAAACCCCCGAGGACGUUGGAAUAGGCACAGAGCAGUUGGGGACGGAAUGGGACUUGAGGGAGAGAAAGAGAUGAUUGUCGCGUUUGUUGUGCUGAAGCAUCUCAUUGGUGGCGUGGACAAACUUGCAGACUACGGCUUGCUCGUCAAACUAUUCCCCCAGAUGUCUGUGUCGGGCUUGAAGAAGUUCUGGACAAGAGUUUCCAAGGAAAGAAGAAGCUUCAUAGACGCAUUGUCCACGAAAUUUCAGUCCGAAUUUCUCAAGGCGUACGAGAAGGACGAACUGCCAACUAUCAACUACGACGAUCUAGAAAAUUAUGACUGGAAGACGGUUAUAACCUGGGCCUGCAACCUUGAAACCCAUGAGCGGAUUCAGCUUCCUGUCAACUCUGAGGAGUUUCACAAGCGAUACAUGCUUGUGGAUCGCAGAGAUGGUGCGGAAAAUUGGCGGGAGUCCUGGUUCAAGCCUACGUCUUCAGUCUUCUCUCGCAUUGACGCGUCGUCUAGUGAAGCGAUGACGAUGCCUGUGGCUUCUGCAACCGCCACGAACGGGGAGACACAGCUUGCAAGAUCCUGGAUCCGCUCUCUAUGCAACAAUUCGAGGAAGAACACGGUCGGCCAGGAGAUACGCGAUGCUCUGCUACAAUUGAGCCAAAGAGAACCACAAUCCUUGAACGCAUUGCUAGAACGUGUAGUACAGCAGCUCAUGGAUGAAAACGUCGUGAGCAAAGUGCGAGGCAAAGGAUUAGGGCAAGUCUUCAAGCUCAACCAGAACUUCCAGAAGCGCCUUGACGCCAAGUCUCAUGUUGUCAAGUAUGCACGGGCUACUGCCUUCAAGGCUGAAAUGGACGACAAUUUCCGCAAUAACAGAGAAGUCGUCCUGCCAUACAACAUGCCCGAUGGUGAAAGUAUGGCGGUGCUCAACCUGCAUGCAUGCGGAAGAGUCAGGCUGGAAGACGUGGACCUUAGACAUAUUCCUUUCGGCUUUGAGCCAGGCAACUACGAGGGUAGGAUGUACCCCAAAACCUACUACCACUUCUUCGUCCGGGUCGUCCCCACCGAGAGCUACAUAUACGACGACGACCUGCCAAUCUUGGACGAAGCCAAGAUACGAGCAGUUCCCGAGAAGGGCCCUCGUGGAGAAAUACCCAUUUGGUACGAUUUCUUUGGCAACUUGGACAAGGCACGCUGGGCCCAGUAUCUUUGCGCCGUGGCCUUUGUGAUGGCCACAAGGGGUCCCUUGAAAUCGCAGACGGUCGUGAUGCAUCUAAGACCCAUCAUUGAGGAUUUUGAGGCCAAGCUGGUCAUGGACUGGCUUGUCCGACUGGGAUUGCUCCAGGCGGUAGCCGAUGGUCAUGGAUGGAUCGUGGCAGAGUGGUGGUGGUUGGUCGUGGGGAGGAUGUUGGCCUCGCAGUUUUGAGACUUGACUUGGCCAUGGACCUAUGCGGAAUGAUUCAUUCUGCCAGGCGUGGAGCCUGAAGAGGGACAUGGACAAGGCUGCUGCGAAAAUGAAUGUGCGUGCUCUUUCGGGGAGACCUCAACAGCUUUGAAAGUUGAGAUACCCCGGUGUCUGCAUGAAUAGUGUAAAAUCGUAUCUAAUAUCUGCACCACAUUAGUUGACAUGCCUUGCGGUUUGCGCAAACCAUAGAUAGCGCAAUACAUUUACCUU
Messenger RNA from Pseudomassariella vexata, 7512 nucleotides. RefSeq lists its product as uncharacterized. NCBI's taxonomy places the organism in Eukaryota, Fungi, Ascomycota, Sordariomycetes, Amphisphaeriales, Pseudomassariaceae. Gene Ontology annotation, molecular function: DNA binding. The record is from RefSeq and is a predicted model, not a curated record. Gene Ontology annotation, biological process: transcription initiation at RNA polymerase III promoter; 5S class rRNA transcription by RNA polymerase III. Gene Ontology annotation, cellular component: transcription factor TFIIIC complex. The transcript has 2 exons. The coding region runs from base 247 to 7263 and encodes 2338 amino acids.